Molecule: messenger RNA, 3141 nt
Organism: Tetrahymena thermophila SB210
Lineage: Eukaryota; Ciliophora; Oligohymenophorea; Hymenostomatida; Tetrahymenidae
Product: MFS transporter
Exons: 3
Source: RefSeq, a predicted model, not a curated record
AAAAAGAUGAAAAACUUAAUAAACCUUCUUUUGAUAUUUAUAUCUAAGCUAUUGAUAUUAUGUUUUUCGGCUUAAUUAAUAGAUAAUUGUGAAAAUUAAAUAAUAGUUACUUAAUACUAAAAUUCUUUGACGAAUUAUUUGUAGCCAGUCUGUUCAGAAUGUUAGACUGGUUUUGUUGUAGAUUUUGAUUUUAAAUCAUGCAUUAACGCUACUAGCUUACCUAUGGUAUACUAUUCAUAUUGCAAAAGGUUAGAUAGAAAUAGAGAAUGUGAUGAAGCCCUAUGCACUAUUUAAAUUGAUUAAAAUAAACUAUUUAUACAAGAAAAUCCUCAAUAAUAUGAUCCAAGAUGUGCGAAGAUAGAUACUGUGAAUAAAAUUUGCUUAACACCUAGAUUUCCAUAUACCUUAGACAUUUCUUAGAAUAAAAUAAUCCAUAAUGUUAAUAACUUUUGUAAAAUAUUUGAUGGUACAUUUUGCUUAUAAAAUUAUGAGACAUUUUAUUAAUUUGGUUAAAAUUAAUAAUAUUUUAAUUUGGGCAAUUUUUAGAAUGUUGGCCUCAUUGAUAUUAAUGUUAUUUCAUUUAAUUCUAUUAAAUGUAUUAAUAAUUUUUAAUAUGAUUAAUUGGCAUUUGGCUGUAUUCCUUUAAAGUUUAACUGUUUGUAAAAUGAUGGUAGAAAGUGUAUAUGUUCAGAUGGAGAAGCUGUAGAUUCUACAGGAUCUUCAUGUUAACCUAUUCAAAAUUGUUUAAUUUAUGGAUAAGCAGGUUAAAUAUAAUAUUGUAUCUAAUGCAAACCAGGGUUUACUAGUAGUCCAUUUGAGUAAUCUAUUUAAAAUUAUUGCCAAUUAACUACUCCUAUACCUCCUCCUGCUUUUAAUACAACUUUCUUAGAUAUGCCAAAAUGUUAAAAUGGUGAGCAAUAUAAUUAGUAAAGUCUAUAAAUCCUUUAGUAAUUUUUCUAAAAUAUAAGUGGAUUAAUCUCUACAAAUUUGACUGAUCCUAUUUAUCUUCAUCUACUUAGCAGUUCUGUUUAAUUCUAUUCAAACCCAAUAUAUAAUUAAUAUAGACCUGCUCAAAGCUUACAGUGUGAAAAAAUUCCUUCAACAACACCUAUAUUCCCUUAUUGUAUAACCUACUUAGCUGGUUUGUGUAUAUAAUGCUCGUCAUAUUUAAACUACUUUGUUUAAGUGAAUAAUACUUUACAGAAUUUCUCAACUGAUUAUCAAAGUUUUUGUAACUAUAGUCCAAUAAAUUAAUGCAAAGUUAUUUCAAUAGGAAACAAAUGCCUAGUUUGUAAUGAAAAUUAUUAUCUUAACUAAUAAGGCUAAUGCUAACCAGUAUUGUAGAGUCCAUGUUAUUUUUCAAAUUCUUUAGGUUAAUGCCUACUUUGUAGCAGCGGUUAUUUAUUUAAUUAGUAAAAAUAAUGUUCUUCUGUUCCCUAAUAUUGCCUAGAAUAUUAUUUUUCUUAAGAUGAGAAUUAUUAGUGCAAAUAUUGUAUGAAAAAUUAUUAUAGAUAUAAAUACUCAAAUAUUUAUAGCUGCAAUAUUGAUACUAACUACUAACCAUGCAUCGAUUAUAUUAACUCAGGGUAUUGUAAUCAAUGUUAAAUAGGAUCUAUUUCGUCGGGUGGUGGUUGCAGUUACUCUUAUGGUAAAAAUUUUUGUUAGUAACUCGACUAAAAUUUCAACGUUUGCUUGUAAUGCUUUGGGAAUUAUUAACUAAUAAAUGGAAUAUGUUAAUUUGUUUCAUAGAAAUCUAGCUGUUCUAACUACUAUUAUAAUGUUACACUUUAAAUCAAUAAUUAUGGCUAAUAAAAUUAUACAUGCAGUUAUAAAUCAUCUUUAAAUUAAUGUCAUUUUAGAAAUUAAAAUGGUUUUUAUUUAGAUUACAACUACUAACAAUAAAAAUGUUAAUUAUCUAACUAAACUACUUAUUGUUAAAGAUGCUUCUAGUCUAACUGCUUAGAUAUUCAAGAUUAGUGCUAAAAAGGACUGGGCUGGAGCUAAUUGUUAAAAAUUUGCUUGCCUUAGUGCUUAAAUGACUAGCUUUUAGUUAACUAAGAUUAUUAGAUUUGUGAUUAUGGUUAACGAUGCGAUAUACUGUUUAUACCUUCUUUAAAAGUAUAUUAAUGCUCUGAUUGCAGUAUAGUGUAAUAAAUAUAAUAGUGUGUCAAAAAAUAAAUUAUUUGCUCAAGCUAAUAAGUAUACUCAUAAUUAAAAAAUGACUGUAUGGUAUAUUGUGGAGAUGGAAAAAUAGCUUAAGACUAAUAAAGUUGCUAAACUACUAAGAUUUGUUAAGAUGGACUAACUUGGAGUAAUUAUUAUAAAAAAUGUGUGUAUUUAUAUUGUUAAAAUCAAAUGGCUGCAGUAGAUUAGCCAUGCUCUAAAUCAACAAUAACUUUGGCUCAAUAUUAUGCUAACAACAAUUCCACUUCUUCUAGCAAUAACUCAAAUAAUUCAACUACUAAUAAUUCAAGUUCAAGUGGCUCGACUUCUAGUAACAAUUCUUCAAAUACAUCAUCAUCAUAAUAAUCGUCAUCAUAAUCAUCAUCAUCUAGUAAUUAGAAUUCAAAUAAUUCAUCUUCUAGUAACAAUUCUUCACAAACAUAAAACUCCACAUCUCAAAGUAAUUAAGCUGACGGUUUUUAAAAAAAUCAAAGCAUUAAUAACAAUAACUCUACUUAAGGUAAUUUUACAACUAACAACAAUUAAGAAAAUAAUUAAAGUUCAAGUUAAGUCUAUUUUAUAAUAUAGAUUAGUUUAUUAUCACUUAUUUUCCUAGCUUUUUUGAUAUAUGUAUGUUGGAUGAAAUCAAAUUAAAAUAUAUAAAAUUUAAAAUUUAACUAAAUAGAAGAUAAAAUUUAAAAUUUUAAAUAUGAAAGAAUUAAUAAUAAUGAAGUGAAAAAAAUCAACAGCUAAACUGAGUAGGACUAAAAGAAAAUUUAUAGUGAUGAAGAACAAAAUUAAUAAAAGUAAAAAAGUUAAGAAAUACAUUCUAUUCAUACAGUACAUAGAGUAUAUGAAAGUGAAAUGCAAGAACAAAAUCUCAAAAAGAUACAAAUGCAAUAGUCCCAUUAAUAGGUAGAUAAGAAUAAUAUAUAGCUAUAAACAAAUAUCAAUUAAUUAUAAAUUAAUUUAUAGUGA